Molecule: messenger RNA, 1326 nt
Organism: Neoarthrinium moseri
Lineage: Eukaryota; Fungi; Ascomycota; Sordariomycetes; Amphisphaeriales; Apiosporaceae
Exons: 2
Coding region: 1-1326 (441 amino acids)
Source: RefSeq, a predicted model, not a curated record
AUGUCCUUCUCGCCUACUUUCGGCUCAUUUGGAGAUUUUGUCUCUCUCAGCAUCAUCAUCAAAGAGUUUGUCGUUGCGCUCGAUGACGCACGCGGCUCAACAUCAGAAUACAGAGCUCUAGUGAAGGAUUUGAAUGUACUAGACCAUACAUUACUACAAAUUUACCAAGUUUGUCAAGUGAAUCUCGGAGUUCCAGAACUACAGCAAUGUAAAGACGCUGCGUUCACCUCGGUCGAAGCUUGUCGAUGGGAAAUUGAUGCAUUCAAGCAACACGUCCAAAAGUACGACGAGAGUCUCGGAAAGGACUCUGGAAGUUCUCUGCGAACGUCUGUUGCAAAGAUACAAUGGAGGUUGCAAGGCAAGGAGUUGGAGAAAUUCCGUGUGAAAACCGCAAAUCAUCGAAGCAAUAUGGAUGUAAUUCUUAGUACUGCCAGCAUAAAGCUUGCACAUUUGAACGAACAGAAAAGGCAAUCAGACAAUACCACAUGGACACAAACACUUUCCAGCUACGUCAGCGAAGCUGCGAAUCUGAGCAAAGAGGUACUGAGUCUCUCCCGCCGGGUUAUCUUCCAGAAUCUGUUGAUAUACAGAGAAGUCAUGGCCAUUAGAUCAACCCAGUUGGCAAGUAUAGAGCGGCCUCUUCCAGAAGAAUUCUUCAUGCUUGAGGACGCGGUUGGUCGGGUAGUCCCGAUCCAUUUGCGCACUAUAGACUCCUGGGAAGCCUUCAAUACACUGCUCAUUGUUCGGUUCAAAGACAGGAGAGGAGCGAAGCGUGUUGCAGCCCAAAGAUAUACGCUGCAAGAACAAGAGAGUGGCAGGUUGAUCCGCCGAGACAUACCUUGGAGCAUGGCCGUUCGCCCCAGACUGACCAUCUAUAUGAGUAUCAUUUGCAAGGAGAGCAUGACUCCCAACACAGCUCUAUCGAGUUGCCCUAAUUGUCAUACGGUACCCGCGUCAUCAUUGAAAUCCAGUGUACGGUGGUGGGUACCUGGACAGAAGCUCGUCGUCAGUCUUGCACUAAUGCGCAACAGCUCUGGAUGCGGCACUAUGUAUCAACGAACAAGUGAGCUCAACGAUGAUGAAACGAGCAGAUCCGCGCUAGCAAAGAGGAUGCCAAAGCCAGUAUCCGGGGAUUCCGCUAAUCUCGCCUGGGACUUGAAUGAAACAAACGAUUCAGACGAGGAGGACACUUCUCUCUUCACGAAUAUUCAACUUGUGGCAAGAAAGCGACAUGCAACUGUGGGACUUGGGAAGUUGGCAGAUGAGAAGCGCUUUGUCUGCGAGUUUUGCUCGAAGUCGUUCAGCAAAGCUAUAGAGCUAAGGUAA